Messenger RNA from Erpetoichthys calabaricus (reedfish), 3095 nucleotides. Its product is annotated as protocadherin beta-10-like. Gene Ontology annotation, biological process: homophilic cell-cell adhesion. The transcript has 5 exons. Gene Ontology annotation, cellular component: plasma membrane. NCBI's taxonomy places the organism in Eukaryota, Metazoa, Chordata, Cladistia, Polypteriformes, Polypteridae. The coding region runs from base 36 to 3095 and encodes 1019 amino acids. Gene Ontology annotation, molecular function: calcium ion binding. The record is from RefSeq and is a predicted model, not a curated record.
UUACGCUUUGGUGCAGUUUCAUUUCAUACACGGACAUGGAACAAAUGCUGCUUAUUUUUCUAUUAUUAACCAAAAUAUGCAAUAUGGAUUGCCUAAAUAUUCGUUAUUCCAUACCAGAAGAGAUGGAAGAAGGAACGAUAAUAGGAAAUAUGGCCUCUGAUAUUGGGCUUAAUGUUGCAAGUCUAUCUAAGAGGAAGCUUCAGCUUGCUUUGGGUUCUGAGAAGGAAUAUUUAAAUAUUAACGAGUCGAACGGCAAUGUAUUCAUUAAGGAGAAAAUCGACCGGGAAUUUAUAUGUGCCUUUAAAAGUGUAUGCGUAAUUAAUACAGAGGUUGUCAUUAAAGACCCUUUUCAAAUAUUCGGCGUUGAAGUGGAAAUUUUAGAUGUGAACGACAACGCUCCUAAAUUUCCAUCGGACUUGACACAAAUAAAUAUAUCGGAAUCUGAUUUGCAAGCUGAAAAAUUUUUUCUAAUGAAAGCUGUGGAUCCCGAUGUUGGAAAUAAUUCGGUAUGUACUUAUUCACUCAAUGAAAACCCUUUUUUUGAAGUGUAUACGGAUGAGUCGAAUUUCGCGUAUUUGGUAAUUAAGAAUGCGUUAGACAGAGAAAUUCAAGCGAUGCAUAAUUUAGUCCUAACCGCUACUGACUGUGGAAUCCCUAAACUGUCAGGGUCUGUUAAUAUCACUGUAAUUGUUCUUGAUAUAAAUGAUAACGCUCCCAUUUUUGAUCAACACGUUUAUGAAGUGAAUGUUAAUGAAAAUGCAGAAGUAGGAGUAAUAGUUACUAAAUUAAAAGCGUCAGACAAAGACGAAGGCCUAAAUGCUGAAUUAAGAUAUUCAUUUAAUGCGCACACAGCACAGCUCGUAAGGGAAACGUUUUCUUUGCAUGAAAAAACUGGUGAAAUCACAGUCCGUGGAACUUUAGACUUUGAAAAAGUGAAAUAUUACGAAUUUUACGUUCAGGCAACGGACAUUGGACCAAAUCCAAUAUCAGGACACUGUAAAAUAUUAAUACACGUUCGAGACAUUAAUGACAACUUUCCAGAAAUUAUCAUUAGGUCUAUUAUAACGUCAAUCCUGGAGAAUAUCCCUCCAGGUACCGAAAUAGCGCUUUUUAGUGUUAAGGAUUUGGACAGUGAAGAAAACGGAAAGGUAGACUGUUAUAUUUCAGAGAAUUCAGAUUUUCAGCUUCAGCAGACUACAGAAAAUUAUUACGCACUUAUGACAUCUGAGCCUAUGGAUCGAGAAACCAAUCCUAGAUAUAAUAUCACCAUAGUAGUUAAGGAUAAAGGAAGCCCUCCUUUGUCAAAUAGUACAACCAUAUUGAUAAAUCUAAUUGAUGUAAAUGACAAUCCACCACGGUUUAUAUAUGAUUCAUAUAAAAUUACUGUUUUAGAAAAUAAUAUCCCUGGUUCACUGCUGUGUUCUAUAACUGCUAAUGACCCUGAUGAAAAGGAAAACAGUGUUCUUAAGUAUUCAUUUCAGAAAGAUGGAGACACCAAUAUGACAUUAAGAUUAUUUUCCAUUAACCAGAACAAUGGGAAUAUUUAUGCACUACAAUCUUUUGAUUAUGAAAAGGACACAUCUUUUGUAUUUCGAGUUGAGGCUAUUGACUCAGGCUAUCCUCCUCUGAGUAGCAGUGUAACAGUCACCAUAACUGUUCUUGACGAAAAUGAUAACACUCCGAUUAUUGUUUCUCCUUGGCGACCACAUGGCUCUGUAGCCUCAGAGAUGAUACCUGGCUUUGCUGAAGAAGGAUAUCUAGUUACGAAAGUAAUAGCAAUUGAUGAGGAUUCAGUGCAAAAUUCACGAAUUACCUACCAACUGCUUCAAAUUACUGACCAGACCUUGUUCACCCUUGAUCGAUACAAUGGUGAACUUCGAACCAGAAGACGUCUUGGCCAUAGGGAUUCAUCCAAACAAAGGUUAGUCAUCCAGGCCAAGGACAAUGGAAGUCCUUCUCUUUCAUCGACUGUCACAAUAUUCAUAUCAAGAUUUGAUCCAGAGUCAGAAAGUCUGCUAACUUCCAAUGAUGAGAUUAUGGAGCCAUAUAACUUUUUAUCUUUAAAUAUGUAUUUGAUUAUUGGACUAGCUGUUGUUUCUUUUAUAUUCCUUCUCACUCUAAUAAUCCUUAUAAGUAUUAAAUGCCAUCACAGUCCAGUUCAAAACAACCAAAAAUCUUCACAUAACAUAAACUGUUACAACCAAAGGAAUUCAGUGAUCUCUGAACUGCCUGCAAAUUCAACGCUGAUUUCUAGUGAUGCCUACUGGCACAGUGUGCUUUUAGCGGAAUCAAGGAAAGGAAAGAUGCUUGUGAGGCGGUCCAUACCUGAUGGAACUGGCUUUAUCAUCUCCAGUUUAGAGAGGAACUUGGGACAGGGAGCCAUAAAUGACAUGUGUCAAACACCAGUGGAGCUGAAUGGAUGCCCCAUAGAAACAGCCCUUCAGAUUAGGGUACAGGGGAUAGUUAAACACCUUCUGUAUAUCCUAAGUGUAGAAGAAGAAAAGUUUGAAUGUGCAUCUGUUAUCUCUUGCACCAUAAGUCUUCAAUUCUCCAUUAACAAUAAUGGCUACAUUUCUUCUGUAGUUGAUGUUGAAGUUUCUAUGGGACUCUACAGCCCAUUCACAUUAUUUUCUACAAUAUGCCGAUUUGAUUGUGUGAAUAUUCGUUAUUCUACACAAGAAGAAAUGGAAGAAGGAACAGUAAUAGGCAAUAUAGCUUCAGACAUUGGGCUGAAUGCUGCUAGUCUGUCUAAAAGGAAGCUACAGCUUGCUUUCGGUCCCUGGAAGCAAUAUUUGAAUGUUAACGAGUCAAACGGAAUUUUAUUUAUUAAGGAGAAAAUCGACAGGGAAUUCAUAUGCGCAUUUAAACCGGACUGCUCUAUUAAUAUGGAGGCUGUUAUUAAAGACCCCUUUCAGAUAUUCGGCAUUGAAGUGGAAAUAUUGGAUGUAAACGACAACGCUCCGAAAUUUUCCCACCUCUCGACUCAGGUAAACAUUUCAGAAUCUGCUUUGCAAGGGGAAAGAUUUUUACUGAUGAAAGCCGAGGAUCCCGAUGUUGGCAAUAAUACGCAAGAGACAUCGGGCCUAGUCCAUUAG